Molecule: messenger RNA, 1083 nt
Organism: Rosa rugosa (rugosa rose)
Lineage: Eukaryota; Viridiplantae; Streptophyta; Magnoliopsida; Rosales; Rosaceae
Exons: 2
Coding region: 1-1083 (360 amino acids)
Molecular function (GO): protein dimerization activity
Source: RefSeq, a predicted model, not a curated record
AUGCGUGGCCAAGGAUAUGAUGGUGCUAGUAAUAUGCAGGGUGAAUUUAAUGGUUUACAAGCUUUGUUUCAUCAAGAGUGUCCAUAUGCAUAUUAUGUGCAUUGCUUUGCUCAUCGGUUACAAUUGACUUUAAAUGCUGCAGCUAAAGGGGUGCAUGAUAUUUGGGAGUUCUUUUCAACUCUAAAUUUGAUUGUAAAUUUUGUUGAUUCUUCUGCAAAACGACAUUCAGUAUUAAGAGCUAUAAGAGAAGAAGAAAUUGCAGAUUUAGUAGCUGCAGGUGCACUUCAGACAGGUAGAGGGGCUAAUCAGACUUGCACUUUGCAACGGGCAGGGGCUACUCGUUGGGGUUCACAUCUUCGCUCUAUUUCAAGUUUGAUUAAAUUAUUUGGAGCUACCAAAACAACUCUUGCAGAUUUGGUUGGUAAUGGACCAAAUAAAGCAUUGCAAAAAAAAGCCAUAGACAUCUUGAAUGCUCUAAAUUUUCUUUCAAUAACAAAAUCAAAACUUCAAGAUAUAAGAGAAGAUGGUUGGGAUGAUUUGAUUAUGAAGGUUGAAUCAUUUUGUUGUGAGCAUGAUAUUAUUAUGCCGGAUAUGUCUGCUCCUUACAAGAAAGCUACAAGGGCUUGUGAACAAGGUAUUACAAAUGAGCAUUAUUAUCGGGUCAAUAUACUAAAUGCUGUGAUAGACUUUCAGUUGGCAGAGCUGGAUAGUAGAUUUACAGAUAAUUCAUUGGAGCUCCUUGUUCUUAGUGCUACAUUCGAUCCACGUGAUAAUUUUCGAUCAUUCAAAUCUGAAGAUGUUUGCAAUUUUGCUUUGAAGUUUUAUCCUCAAGAUUUUACAUCAUAUGAUAUGCUUGCUCUAGAUAUGGAGUGUGGGUUUUUUGUAACAGAUAUUCAUAGGGAUCCAAGAUUUGCCAAGACAACUUCUGUGUCUGAUUUAUGUAGGCGGUUAGUUGAAUCUAGAAAGUCAUCAUUCUUUCCUAUGAUUUAUAGGUUGAUUUGUCUUGUGUUGACUCUGCCAGUUUCUACAGCAACAACAGAGAGAGCAUUUUCAUCUAUGAAUAUCAUAAAAAGCAAACUUUGA